This is a messenger RNA of Hemiscyllium ocellatum (epaulette shark), 1147 nucleotides long. RefSeq names its product septin-4-like. The transcript is spliced from 11 exons. Bases 17 to 1147 code for a protein of 376 amino acids. The record is from RefSeq and is a predicted model, not a curated record. Lineage: Eukaryota; Metazoa; Chordata; Chondrichthyes; Orectolobiformes; Hemiscylliidae. Gene Ontology annotation, cellular component: microtubule cytoskeleton; septin ring; septin complex. Gene Ontology annotation, molecular function: GTPase activity; GTP binding; molecular adaptor activity. Gene Ontology annotation, biological process: regulation of exocytosis; cytoskeleton-dependent cytokinesis.
GAGACUGACUUGGAACAUGGCUUGUUACACAGAGAUGUCUGGCGUUGUCGAGGACCAGGAUAAAGAGUAUGUUGGCUUUGCAACAUUACCCAACCAGGUUCAUCGCAAGUCAGUAAAGAAAGGGUUUGAUUUCACACUACUGGUGGCAGGGGAAUCUGGCCUUGGGAAAUCAACCUUGGUUAACAGCCUUUUUCUCACAGACCUGUACAAAGACAGGAAGUUCCUCAAUACUGAAGAAAGGAUCACCCAGACUGUUGAUAUCACCAAACAUUCGGUGGAAAUUGAAGAGAAGGGAGUUCGGCUUCGGCUAACAAUUAUCGACACACCAGGAUUUGGCGAUGCUAUUAAUAACCAAGAAUGUUGGAAGCCAAUUGCUGAUUACAUAGACCAGCAGUUUGAGCAGUAUUUCCGUGAUGAGAGUGGUCUGAACAGGAAAAAUAUUGUGGACAACCGAAUUCACUGCUGCCUUUACUUCAUCUCUCCAUUUGGCCAUGGGUUACGGCCAUUGGAUGUGGAAUUUAUGAAAGCUGUGCAUAACAAGGUGAACAUUGUGCCACUCCUUGCUAAAGCAGACACACUGACUCCUGCAGAGGUUUCCAAAAUGAAACCAAAGAUCCGUGAGGAAAUCAAAUUCUACGGGAUCAAAAUCUACCAGUUUCCAGAAUGUGACUCUGAUGAGGAUGAAGAAUUUAAACGACAAGAUCAGGAACUGAAGGACAGCAUCCCAUUCACUGUGAUCGGUAGCAACACUGUGGUUGAAGCCAAAGGAAAGAGAGUUCGAGGCCGACUGUAUCCCUGGGGUAUUGUCGAAGUGGAGAAUCCAGCUCACUGUGACUUCGUGAGGUUACGAAAUAUGUUGAUUCGAACACACAUGCAGGACCUGAAAGAUGUGACACGUGACGUGCACUAUGAAAACUACCGAGCACAAUGCAUCCAGAGUAUGACCAGGAUGGUGGUGAAAGAACGGAACAGAAACAAACUGACAAGGGAGAGUGGCACAGAUUUCCCGAUUCCCCUUAUAUCGGGAUUGACAGAUAACGAGACAGAGAAAAUAAUUCGGGAGAAGGAUGAAGAGUUGCGGCGGAUGCAAGAAAUGUUGCAGAAGAUUAAGCAACAAAUGCAUGGCCAGAAUCCUGAUGGAUUGUAG